Molecule: messenger RNA, 607 nt
Organism: Myotis lucifugus (little brown bat)
Lineage: Eukaryota; Metazoa; Chordata; Mammalia; Chiroptera; Vespertilionidae
Product: HLA class I histocompatibility antigen, B-57 alpha chain-like
Exons: 3
Biological process (GO): immune response; positive regulation of T cell mediated cytotoxicity; antigen processing and presentation of endogenous peptide antigen via MHC class I via ER pathway, TAP-independent
Cellular component (GO): external side of plasma membrane
Molecular function (GO): signaling receptor binding; peptide antigen binding
Source: RefSeq, a predicted model, not a curated record
CGGACUCGGCAGGACUCAGACUCCCCCGACCCCGAGGAUGCUGCUCACGGGGCCCCCGACCCUCCUCCUGCUGCUCUGGGGGGCCCUGGCCCUGACCCAGACCUGGGCGGGCCCCCACUCCCUGAGACAUUUCCUCACCGCUGAGUCCCGGCCUGGACAUCGCAAGCCCCGCUUCGUGGUCGUCGGCUACGUGGACGACACGCAGUUCGUGCGGUUCGACAGCGACUCCGCGAGCCCGAGGAUGGAGCCGCGGGCGCCGUGGAUGGAGCGGGAGGAGCCGGGCUACUGGGACGUGAACACGCGGAACGCCGAGGUCGCCGCACAGAGUUUCCGACUGAACCUGGACAUCCUGCGCGGCUACUACAACCAGAGCCGGGACGGGUCUCACACCUUCCAGUUGAUGUUUGGCUGCGAAAUGGGACCCGACGGGCGCCUCGUCCGCGGUUAUGACCAGUCCGCCUACGACGGCACCGACUACCUCGCCCUGAACGAGGACCUGCGCUCCUGGACCGCAUCCAACACCGUGGCUCAGAUCACCCGGCGCAAGUGGGAGGCGGAAGGUGUAGCGGAGGAAAGGAGACACUACCUGCAGGGGGAGUGCCUGGAG